AUGCAUUCGUUCCAUCGGAAAAGUAGUUCUGGCAGGCCUGCUACGCAAAUUGAUAGUUCAGCUUCGCCUACCAUUGCGAACGACACCGAAAAACAAGCAUCUCAGGAUGCAACACAAUCGAAGAAGUCGGUUUACGCAGGUCUGGGAUGGCUUGAUCGCCUCCUAGCACUCUGGAUAUUACUUGCCAUCGUGAUUGGUAUUGUGCUUGGAAAUUUUGUGGACGGCAUGGAGGAAGCUCUGCAAAGAGGAAAGUUUGUUAAUGUUUCUGUACCCAUUGCCGUGGGUCUUCUGGUUAUGAUGUAUCCGAUUUUGUGCAAGGUGAAAUACGAGACCUUGCACCGCGUCUUUGCUCACCGCCAGAUAUGGAUACAGUUGGGUUUCAGCGUCUUCGUGAACUGGAUUGUUGCACCCCUUCUUAUGCUUGGACUUGCUUGGGCCUUUUUGCCAGACGAGCCCGGACUGCGCACGGGUCUCAUUUUUGUUGGUUUGGCUCGAUGUAUUGCCAUGGUACUCAUCUGGACCGGCCUCGCGGGCGGAGACGACGAGUACUGUGCUAUUCUGGUCGCCGUUAACUCGGUGCUCCAGAUGGUGCUGUACGCUCCACUGGCCAUCCUGUUCGUGAAGGUCAUUAGCCGCACUGAUGCCGACGCCAUCUCAUACAGCACCGUGGCCACAAGUGUUGGGGUGUUCCUGGGCAUUCCUCUUGGAGCGGCGAUGGUAACACGUUUUGCUAUUCGUGCUGUCAACGCCACGUGGUACGAGCACGUCUUUUUGAAGUGGCUUGCACCUUGGUCGCUGAUCGGCCUGCUCUACACCAUUCUUGUCUUAUUUGCGUCACAAGGAAAGCAAGUGGUGCAUCAGAUCGUAUCAGUGGUCCGGGUCGCAGCUCCCCUGAUCGUCUACUUUAUUGCCAUCUUCUUCAUGACGUUGGUUGUAACGAAACGGCUCGGGUUUGGAUAUAAGUUGGCAGCGACGCAAAGCUUCACGGCCGCAAGCAACAACUUCGAGCUUGCCAUUGCCGUGGCGGUCGCCACUUUUGGAGCGAACAGCGACGAAGCUUUGGCUACCACGGUAGGCCCUCUCAUCGAGGUUCCGGUAUUGAUCGCGCUCGUGUACUUGGUGAAGUGGGUAGCCAAACGCUGGAGCUGGGAAGACUAG
Messenger RNA from Lithohypha guttulata, 1158 nucleotides. RefSeq names its product arsenicals resistance. The record is from RefSeq and is a predicted model, not a curated record. Gene Ontology annotation, cellular component: plasma membrane. Lineage: Eukaryota; Fungi; Ascomycota; Eurotiomycetes; Chaetothyriales; Trichomeriaceae. Bases 1 to 1158 code for a protein of 385 amino acids. The transcript has 4 exons. Gene Ontology annotation, molecular function: antimonite transmembrane transporter activity; arsenite transmembrane transporter activity; antiporter activity. Gene Ontology annotation, biological process: antimonite transmembrane transport; arsenite transport.